Pedinophyceae sp. YPF-701 is the source of this 2568-nucleotide messenger RNA. The record is from the annotation of a GenBank genome assembly. NCBI's taxonomy places the organism in Eukaryota, Viridiplantae, Chlorophyta, Pedinophyceae.
AUGGGACCCAGGGACGGCAGAGCUCCACCAGAGCAAGAGGUGCCUCUUCUUCACCGGAACCGCGGCGAGCACUCUGCUUUCCUUCAGGCCGGUUCCAGGGCCCCAGUCAUCAACGGGCUGCAGCAGGGCGCCCCAGGCCCGUCGCCGCUGCGCUCCCAGGCGUUCCCGGUCGGGGAGGCCGCGGACGAUGACGACGACGACGACGGCGCCGACUCGGACCUCGAGUCGCUGCAGGGCGCCGGGCGCGGAUGCUGCGCCGCCGGCCUCGACUUCGCGGCCCUCUUCCUGUCCCUGGGCACCAUCGCGGGCGGCAUCUACCUCGCCGCGCAGGCCGGCGACCUCGAGGUCCUCCACCUCGCGGUCUGGCGCUGGUGCGUCUUCUUCGGAGCGAUGCUUCCGCUGCGGCACCUGAGCGAGCUGGUCGUGACGCUCGCGGUCCGCACCGUCGAGAGCAAGUACUUUCUCGAGGGCCGUCUCAUGUUCUUCCUGACACCUAUCAAACCCCCCCUGUCGACGUUAGUCCAGUCCGCCUCCUACACCCUCCUCUGGGCCUGCAUCGUCACCGCGGACGCCGCCAAGGGCAUCACGCUGCUCCACCGCAGCCACGUCGUGCUGCGCGGCCUCGCGUGCGUCAACAUCUUUUGCGCAGGACGCGUCGCCGCGCAGCUGCUCACCAAGUCCUUCGCGUCGCGGUUCAACCGCGCCGCCUUCUUCGACCGCCUCCAGCAGUCCCUCGAGAAGGAGUUCUUCCUCUCGACUCUGACGGUGCCGCGCGUGCGCCCGAAGCGCGCCAAGCAGUCUGCGCCGCUCCUGCGCCGCCGCGCUGCCCCCCCGGCCAACGCCCCGCCGCAACUCAACAUGGGCGGGCCCCGCGUCUUCGGGCACAGACCCUCCGGCUCCGGCACCGGCAAGGGCGCGCCCGCCAUGCGCGUCGCGUCCAGCUCCGCAGCCGAGGCCGAGCUCCCCUCCCCCGCACACGCCCCGCCCGGGCCCCGCGACAGCCCCCGCAGCGGCCGCGGGUCGCCACGCGCGAGCAGCACCGGACGGCCCGCCACGCCGGACCCGCAGCGCCCCGCUCGCUUCGACCCCACCGCGCCGCCGGACGCCGGCAGCAGCGACGAGGAGGACCGGCAGCGGCAGCUCGAAGAAGCGUGCGGGAGGUCCGGCCACGACACGAACGCAGCCGGGGGGUCCAGCGGCGCGCCUGGGCCGGGCGUCGCGGCGGCGAGCGCCGGCGCGGCGGACCCGGCGGGCAUGCGUCGCGUGGACUCAUUCGCUUCGUCGGGGGUGCCGGAGGGUCCGUUGGGGAGCGGGGACCUGGGGCUCGAGGACGGGAUCGUGCGCGACAAGAACGAGCUGCUGAACCAGAUGCGCGACUUCAUGCACUUGCGGAAGGAGGAGGUGACGGGGACGCAGGCGAGUCGGCUGGAGCGGUACGUGCGUCGGCACCACUUUGGGGUGACGUUCUCGCACAAGCUGAAGACGACGGGGGCGCUGCAGGACCCGCAGAGCAUGGAGCGGGUGUCGCGGCGGCUCGCGCGGUGGGUCUGGCAGAACGUGCGGGAGUCGCGCGGCCAGGACGAGAUCACCAGAUCGGAUCUCGAGUACUUUUUGCCGUCCGACAAGGUAGAAAAGUGCAUCGCGAUGCUCGACGCGACGCGGGACGGGCGCAUCAGCCGCGCGGACGUGCGGACGACGGUGCGGUCGAUCGUCACGGAGCGCCACGACCUCAACAAGACCAUCCACGACUCGAACACCGCGGUGGGGAGGAUGGGCGUGCUGAUUCAGGCCGUGAUCAACCUCUGCGUGUUCUUCGCGUCGAUGGUGGUGUUCGAGAUCGACAUCGUGAGCCUGUGGCUGUCCACGGCGUCGGUGCUGCUGGCGCUCGGGGUGGUCUUUGGCAACACCCUGAAGAACAUCUUCGAGUCGUCGCUGCUGCUGUUCUCCACGCACCCGUUCGACGUCGGGGACGCGUGCCUGAUCGACGGCGAGUGGUACGUCAUCCGCGAGAUCUCGCUGCUGCGCACGACGAUGGAGCACGAGCUCGGCAGCCUCUGCAGCUUCCCGAACCACAAGCUCAACGACCUCCCCGUGCACAACCUCUCGCGAAGCCCCAACAAGUGGGACUCCUUCACUGCGUACAUCGACCUGGCCAGCUGCACGGCGGCCUGCGAGGCGCUCGACCGCGACCUGCAGGAGCUCGCGCGGUCGCGCCCAGACUACUUCCCGGGCGACGUCCGCGUGCGCGUGUUCACGCCGACGGGGCCCGAGCGCGGCUUCAAAGCCCAGGUGUCGGUGUGGUACGAGAUGGGAAACGAUGGUUCCGAUUUGAAGCUCGUGGGACUGAUCCGGAACACGAUGCACAUGGCGUGCAUGCAGUCCCUGAGCCGCAACGGCGUGCGUUUCGCGCACCGGCACGAGAUGACGGCUGCGUGGGGGGCGACGCAGUUCGAGGAUGGCACCAUGUGGCAGGCCCCCGCGCGGCAGGCGGGGGUCAAGGGCGGCGCGGAGCCGCCGGCGCCCAAGGCAGCGGCCGCGGUGGCGGAGCGGCCGCGGCAGUUCCAGUGA